Molecule: messenger RNA, 1704 nt
Organism: Lymnaea stagnalis (great pond snail)
Lineage: Eukaryota; Metazoa; Mollusca; Gastropoda; Lymnaeidae
Source: the annotation of a GenBank genome assembly
AGCAUCUUUCCUGUUGUUGUAAGGCAUUUGACAUCAGUGUUAUGUUCCAUCAAGCUGGCAACAACAGACCAGCCCAUAAUAUUGGACGACAUCAUGGCCAAUGGUCAGUUCUGGGUCAGUUCAGAGGGGACAUUCCUGAGAGCUCUCCAAUACGGGGUCAAGCAUUACGUCCAUCUCAGUUUCAAGCUCAAGCUAAGACGACGACCAGCGUACCUGGCUAUGACGUAUGUAAAACAUGAUCAAACUAAAUCGGGUCACUCUGAUGGUGUGGUCAUUGGGGAGGACGGGGUGUGUGUUCUCUUCACAAUUAAACAAAGUUCGCGUACGGCAUGAACCAGUUUUUUUCCAGAGUCACAACAGGAAAAUCAUAAAGUCUCAGCACAAAGUCGCAACAACAAAAUGACAACGUCUCUGCUUUUACAUAUCCUACAUGCUAAUAUGAUGCAUUUAAUUUUCUUUACACGUUUAAAAAAAUUCAGAUUGAAUUCAUCAAAUUCCAUGCCUGAUCCCGUGGUCACCAAUAUAUAACUUGUGAUUUCAGUGCUAAUGAAUCUAUUAAACUAUUAUUACAGAUUGACUUUGAAGCUAUUUAAAAUAAUUUUGAAUAGCGUGGCUACAAAAUCACCACAAGCGAGCGUGCCUUACUCAGAUAAUCAGGAUCACAAGAUACAGGAAGUUAUAUGACAAAGACAAAAAUACCUCAGUGAAUUGUUAUUGUUAAGGAAUUGUGGUGGCCUUUUAGAAAUCUCAUCCAAGCAAAACCCAUAGUUGAGAAUGUAUUUGCAUCUUAAAUAUCAAAGUUUUGUUGACCUCUAUUCGCAACAUAUUCUAAAUUUAGAACACAUUGGCAAAGAUUUUUUCGUCCCCCGCCAAACACAAAACAUUAUUUCAAUCUAAUUAUUUUCCUACCGGUCCCCCCCUCUCCCCGCCGUCAGCCUCCUGACCCCGGUGACGCUCCUGGCUGUUUUGUGCGUCGUUUCGUUCUUCUUAUCACCAGAGGAGCCGGAGAAGGUGUCAGUGGCCAUCACAGUUCUGUUGUCUUUCACGGUGUUUCUUGGCGUCAUCGACACCGGCUUGCCGGAGACUUCGGACAACAUGUGCUUAAUUGGUGAGUAGCCUGUCACUGAUUAAGAGCUGCCUGGUAUCGUUGUCGGUGUGAGCAGUAUUUAGAUUCCUUUUAAAGUUUCUUUCAAUUCUCAAGCUAAGUUAGUGAAACUACAAUUUUAACUUAAGAAGGCUUUUGUUUUUAUUUUGGUAAUGCUCUUAUUGUAAGUUAUUGAAUUACACAAUAAAUGUUUUUGUUUUUAUACAUAUAUAUAUAUUUAUAUUUAUAAAUACAUUGUCGUAUUUCCAGUUGUAUACGUGGACUCGUUACUUCUGCUGUCCUUCCUGUGUGUGGCCGGGAAUGCGAUGGUGAUCGUCAUCCACAGACGAGAUCUUAAAUCCCGUGACCUAAAUCAGGUCCCCAAACAUUCGAACGUGACGUCAGCUUUCCCAAGACACCAGGCGCUGGCCAUCACGGACAAGUCCAAACACUUUCUUACCGCCAGCAACGACCUGAAGAACCUGAUCUUCAACAUUAAUUACAGUGAUUCCAAGGGAGCCGCUGCUGCACCAGGCGCCUCCAAUACUGAGACGCCCACGAGAGCUGAAAAGCUCAAUCGCUUUUUUCUCAUGGUUAACAUAUUUGCAUUGCUAGCUAUA